Messenger RNA from Pristis pectinata (smalltooth sawfish), 575 nucleotides. Its product is annotated as synaptonemal complex central element protein 3-like. The transcript is spliced from 3 exons. Gene Ontology annotation, cellular component: central element. The coding region runs from base 288 to 575 and encodes 95 amino acids. Gene Ontology annotation, biological process: spermatogenesis; synaptonemal complex assembly; reciprocal meiotic recombination. The record is from RefSeq and is a predicted model, not a curated record. Lineage: Eukaryota; Metazoa; Chordata; Chondrichthyes; Rhinopristiformes; Pristidae.
GUCCCUUAGCGCGAGGGGUCUAACGGACGGCGCCCAUCCACCGGCGCCAGGGGUCUAACGGUCGGCGCGCGUCCACCGGCGCCAGGGGUCUAACGGUCGGCGCGCGUCCACCGGCGCCAGGGGUCUAACGGUCGGCGCGCGUCCACCGGCGCCAGGGGUCUAACGGUCGGCGCGCGUCCACCGGCGCCAGGGGUCUAACGGACGGCGGAUUGUUCGGUGCGAACGGGUUAACGGACGGCGCACCCGUUGGUUGCCGGGCACACGGAGGAGAUCGGUGGGCUUCAGGCAUGGCGCACGCACAAGACCUGGCCGUGGUACACCCGCAGAUAACAGAAGCAAUAGAGUGUACCCAUGAAGAUCUCAUAAAGUUGCUUGAAGAUACACGCAGUGAAUUGGAAGAAAAGUUAAAUGAAUUGGAGAUGUUAUCAGUGCAAGCAACUUGUAUGAUCCAUGAAAUGGUUACGAUCCGUACAGACCCCUCUGUUGUAGAAUCAAUGAUGCGAUUGAAUGAUGUGUAUCUGAGCUGCAAAGAGUCGGUAGAAAAGGACUACAAAGAAUUUUUAAGCAAGCCAUAA